Molecule: messenger RNA, 2508 nt
Organism: Dibothriocephalus latus
Lineage: Eukaryota; Metazoa; Platyhelminthes; Cestoda; Diphyllobothriidea; Diphyllobothriidae
Source: the annotation of a GenBank genome assembly
AUGUUUCCUGCUGCAGGUGAGAUCAUCCUUGCUGCUCAGUUGGAUCGCGAGAAGAGGGAUCAGUACGCGCUCACGAUUCGUGCCUCCGAUCCUGGAGGCCUUGUUGACUUUGCCACUCUGCAUGUCUACGUCACGGAUGUGAAUGACAAUGCUCCAGUCAUCCAACAAACUCGUUAUGAGGUGAGUCUCCCCAUUUACCCAGACCAGGACUUGAGUGGGACUUUUAAACCAUGCGAAUCCACUUUCAAUCGAAAACUUAUUUCGGAUUCAGAUAUUUCAUGUGCAAAAUCCUUUGAAAAUCUCAAGGGCUUCCGAAAACACUGGUUGCAAUUACAUACUCGCGAGUUCAUGAUAAGAAUCACUAUACAGCCAAAGGAUUAUGGUGAGGCCGCCUGGAAAUCUUCAUCUACAGCACCUGUCAGUCUUCCUCUCCGAGUUACCGCCGACGAUAUAGAUUUGGGCAGCAAUGCCCACGUGAUAUAUCGAUUUCCAGGCGUCAGCCAGAUGCCAAACUCUUCGUUCCCUCUACCUUUCUCCAUCGCUUCCAAUACCGGCGAGCUAUUACUUAAUCGAGCAGUCACUCCAACAGAAACCCACUCUGGUGUAAUCAGUUUCCAGGUCGAGGCCUGUGAUCAACCAAUUACGGGCGAUUCGCUCUGCUCCGAACCUGUCGAGGUGGUUGUCCACUUGGCACCCACGGACAAUUUGCCCAACUUGACCGUAACUUGCAGUUCUAACGAGAUUUCUGAGAGCGACGUCAUUCUAACAGAAGCGGUCGCCGGAUGUCAUGUGUCAAGUCCAGGAAUACAAGGAGCUUGGUCGUUAGAGGGAACUCGCGCUGCAACAAAGGCCUUCCGAAUAGAUCAGUCCACUGGGCUCAUAUACGUUUCCAACACGCUUGAUUUCGAGACCAGGUCGGCUUAUCUUCUCAUCGUCAAGUACAGCACAAGCAUACACCAUGAAGAAACUGAGGUGCCAGUUACUGCGGUAGCACAGCUGUCUUUGCAACUCACUGACAAGAACGACUGUUAUCCGGAAUUUAGCGCUUCAGAAUAUUGGGUUUCAAUUCCUGAAGACCUUAGUACAGGUUCAAAGUUCUUCCGUGUUACCGUCGACGACUGUGACUCAGACGACAGAAGUCGGUUAAAAUUGUCCCUCCGCCACAAACCUCCUCCUCCUGUCUUCGAGUUCUAUGUUACUGAUCCGGACACAGUGGAUCGGGACCUGCUCACCUUUUACUUCGUCGAGCAGCCCAAGUCAUCAAACUCCGCCCACCAAGGCCCCAUUUAUCAGGCCUAUCAUUAUUUUGGCCUAUCGCCAGGCGGUGAACUUUAUCUGCGCCAACCCCUCGACUGUGAGGAGCAACGCAGUCAUACGUUACACGUAAAAGCCUCAGAUGGCCUCUUCGAGACAGAACGGCCAUUCGUUCUCAAGGUCAUUAUCGAAGACGAGAAUGACAACGCACCGUUUUGCGUAUCUCCUCGGCAAGAGAUUGCGGUCUCAGAGACACUGCCCCUUGACACCGUACUGCCUUUCAACAUCACCGCCACCGACGCUGACGUCAGUGAGCAGAACUCAAGAAUGAACUUCAGUUUGUUUAAGGGCGAUGCACGACUCUUUGCCGUGGACCCAAGCACCGGUGAAAUUCGCCUCGUGGGGCCUCUAGACUACGAGACUACCCGUACGCAUCACCUACAAGUUAAGGCGACUGAUUUUGGGGGCCUGUUCUGUCUAUUCUCCGACCUGCGGAUUCAGGUACUUGAUGAGAACGACAACGAACCCAAAUUUUCAGCAGUCCAAAUUUCUCCUGUGCCUGAAGACGCAUUGCUUAACAGUCUGAUUGGGAAGGUGAACGCGGUGGAUGCUGAUUCAGUGCAGACACUUGACAGGGAGACUCAGGCGGUUCAUCAGCUCACGAUUCUCGCCAUCGACGGAGCACCUCCGGACGGAUCAACCACCACCGCCUCUUCGAUUCGUCACACGGCGACUGCCAGCGUCAGUAUCUCGCUCCUCGACGUCAACGAUUUCCCGCCCCAGUUUCUGGACCCCCAGCCGCUCGUAAACGUCUCCGAGCUGACACCUGUCGGAAGCCUCCUAAUGCGCUUCCAGGCGUUCAGCUUAGAUGAGGGCGAAAACGGAGUCAUUCGAUAUCGCCUCCUUGAGAGCCAGCCGGAAUUCAUUCUGAAUGCCACAAGCGGAGAACUGCACUUGGGCAGUCCCCUGGACUACGAACGCGCAUCUGGUCACUUUCUUACCAUCGAGGCCCGGGACGGUGGAACUCCAUCGCUCAGUACCACAACAGUGGCCCGUAUCAAUGUGAUCGACGUCAAUGACAAUCGCCCCCGCUUCAUCCGCCAGCAGGCCUACCCCUUGGAUGAUAUCACCGCCACCGCCACCGGCUCUGGGAGCCUCGUACCGACUGGUGUAUAUGUUUUUGAAAUUCCAGAGAACACGCCAGAGGGGACGCAGUUUGGUCGGGUAAGACGGAACCCUCGCUGGCCUGUUUAA